Messenger RNA from Penicillium arizonense, 456 nucleotides. RefSeq lists its product as uncharacterized. The transcript has 3 exons. The record is from RefSeq and is a predicted model, not a curated record. Bases 1 to 456 code for a protein of 151 amino acids. Lineage: Eukaryota; Fungi; Ascomycota; Eurotiomycetes; Eurotiales; Aspergillaceae.
AUGACAUCCACCCGCAAGAGAGGUCGUGAACCCGAGGAGGAGCUCCAAGCCCUUCCUAGUGAUGAAAGCGAAGAGGAAGAAGAGUAUGAAGACUCCGAACCCGAACUAGAGGAAGGAAGCGACGACGACGAAGAAGCGGAAGAAUCUGCCUCAGCCUCAGACGAUGAAGAAGAAGAGGAAGAAGAGGAAGCCACCAAAGCCCCAGGCCCAGCACCAAAGAAGCGAAAAACCGCACCUGCAGUCGUUGACGAUGAUGAAGGCGUCGAAGUCGCACGGAACGGUGACGGCGGCGAAGGUGAAGACGAGGAACCUGCUGCCGAGGAAGGAGAGGAAGAACCAGUCGAUGUGACAGCUGAGAAGAGUGGUCCUGCGGCUGCGGCUGCCAAGGCUAAGGGUGGUGAUGUUCCCAAGGAAUCAGAUCUUCCUGAGACUGAGGCGGUUGAGAACGAUGAGUAG